Trypanosoma brucei brucei TREU927 is the source of this 426-nucleotide messenger RNA. RefSeq lists its product as hypothetical. Lineage: Eukaryota; Euglenozoa; Kinetoplastea; Trypanosomatida; Trypanosomatidae. The record is from RefSeq and is a predicted model, not a curated record. The transcript has a single exon. Bases 1 to 426 code for a protein of 141 amino acids.
AUGCGCGUAUACCUGUAUUUGUACAUAUUUAUAUGUAUUUAUUUAUUAGUACUUGCUUUAUUUUUAUUUUGUAUGUUCAUUUAUAUUUGUAUAUAUAUAUAUAUAUAUAUAUAUAUUUAUAUGUGUGUGUGUGUGUUAUAUGUAUGGUGGUCAUUAUUAGCGAUUUUCAAUUUAAACUUCACGCAUCUUAUAAUUGUUUGUGAGUUUCGUAUAUUGACGUUUAUAUAUUUACAUUCACUUCUUCUUUCUUUAUUUGUUUUUUUUAUAUUUAUAUAUAUAUAUAUAUAUAUAUUAACAAAGAAGGAUAAGUACACACAAAGAAAAGGAAAAAAGAUAAACAAAGGCAAAUCAUCGCAUGUAUUAAAUGAAUUCCUCUUGUGUAAAUUCAGUUAUGCGAAGGUCCUCCAACAAUUCUUUCGGUUUUGA